Molecule: messenger RNA, 3486 nt
Organism: Thyridium curvatum
Lineage: Eukaryota; Fungi; Ascomycota; Sordariomycetes; Thyridiales; Thyridiaceae
Exons: 7
Coding region: 1-3486 (1161 amino acids)
Cellular component (GO): cell septum; cell periphery
Molecular function (GO): chitin synthase activity
Source: RefSeq, a predicted model, not a curated record
AUGGCCUACAACAACGGUCGGGGAGGUGAUUUCGAGGGUCACCGGAUGCAAGACCUCAACCCCAAUGGCCAGUACCACAUGCCCCCAGGAGAGGAACAUGAAGACGAUGUCCAACGCUCUCUGCUCGGCCAGGCCCCUGCUGCCUACGACCAAGAUCGGUUGGGAGCUCACACUCCCCCGGUCAGACCCGUCUCGGCCUACAGCCUGACCGAGUCCUAUGUCCCGGGUGCCCCCACCACUCGGCCGGGAGUUGCGGUGCCCAAUGCCCCCUCUCCCUUCCAGAACGAAUAUGGCCAGUCGAGCCACUACGGCAACGACAUGCAGGACCCUUCGGGCGGCUUCGCCAUGGGCCGGCCGGCCUCCACGGUUGGCGACGUCGAUGAGAGCUGGCUGCAGCGCCAACAGCAACCCGCGGGCGGGUUGAAGCGCUACGCCACUCGGAAGGUCAAGCUCGUCCAAGGCUCCGUUCUCAGCAUCGACUACCCCGUCCCCAGUGCCAUCCGCAACGCCGUCCAGCCCAAGUACAGGGACGUCGAGGGCAACAACGAGGAGUUCACCAAGAUGCGGUACACGGCCGCCACCUGCGACCCCAACGACUUCACCCUCAAGAACGGCUACGACUUGCGGCCUCGCAUGUAUAACAGACACACCGAGCUGCUCAUUGCCAUCACCUACUACAACGAGGACAAGGUCUUGCUGUCCCGCACGCUGCACGGCGUCAUGCAGAACAUCCGAGACAUUGUCAACCUGAAGAAGUCGACCUUCUGGAACAAGGGCGGCCCUGCCUGGCAGAAGAUCGUUGUCUGCCUCGUCUUUGACGGUAUCGAGAAGACCGACAAGAACGUCCUCGACGUCCUCGCCACCAUUGGCGUCUUCCAGGACGGUGUCGUCAAGAAGGAUGUCGACGGCCAGGAGACUGUCGCCCACAUCUUCGAGUACACCACCCAGCUGUCCGUCACCCCGAACCAGCAGCUGAUCCGCCCCAUGGAUGACGGCCCCUCCACCCUGCCCCCCGUCCAGUUCAUCUUCUGCCUGAAGCAGAAGAACAGCAAAAAGAUCAACUCCCACCGGUGGCUGUUCAACGCCUUUGGUCGCAUCCUGAACCCCGAGAUUUGCAUCCUUCUCGAUGCUGGUACCAAGCCCAGCCCCAAGUCUCUUCUCGCCCUGUGGGAGGGUUUCUACAACGACAAGGACCUGGGAGGUGCCUGCGGCGAGAUACACGCUAUGCUCGGAAAAGGGGGCCGCAAGCUCUUCAACCCGCUGGUUGCGGUGCAGAACUUUGAGUACAAGAUCUCCAACAUUCUCGACAAGCCGCUGGAGAGUGCCUUUGGCUACGUUAGUGUGUUGCCUGGUGCCUUCUCGGCCUACCGCUUCCGCGCCAUCAUGGGCCGGCCCCUCGAGCAGUACUUCCAUGGCGACCACACCCUGUCCAAGAUUCUGGGCAAGAAGGGCAUCGAGGGCAUGAACAUCUUCAAGAAGAACAUGUUCUUGGCCGAGGACCGCAUUCUCUGCUUCGAGCUCGUCGCCAAGGCCGGCCAGAAGUGGCAUCUCUCGUACAUCAAGGCUGCCAAGGGCGAGACGGAUGUCCCCGAAGGAGCUGCCGAGUUCAUCGGCCAGCGUCGCCGUUGGCUCAACGGCUCCUUCGCCGCCAGCAUCUACUCGCUCAUGCACUUCGGCCGCAUGUACAAGAGUGGACACAACCUGGUGCGCAUGUUCUUCCUGCACAUCCAGCUCCUGUACAACGUCGCCAACGUCAUCUUCUCGUGGUUCUCUCUGGCCUCCUACUGGCUCACCACCUCGGUCAUCAUGGACCUCGUCGGCAAGCCCUCCGAGCCCGGCCAGACCGAGCGCCACGGCUGGCCUUUUGGCGAUACCGUGACCCCCUUCCUCAACUCCGUCCUCAAGUAUGCCUACCUCGCGUUUGUCAUCCUGCAGUUCAUUCUUGCCUUGGGCAAUCGUCCAAAGGGCUCCAAGUACACCUACAUCACUUCCUUUGUCGUCUUCGGCAUCAUCCAAACGUACAUCCUCGUCUUGUCUGGCUACCUGGUAGCCCAGGCUUUCCAGAAGCCCAUCGGUGAUCAGAUCAACACGGACAAUGUCUCGGACUUCCUCGGAAGCGUGUUUGGCUCCAACGCCGACCCGGCCGGUGUCAUCAUCUUGGCUCUCUUUACCAUCUACGGUCUCUACUUCCUCGCGUCCUUCCUCUACUUGGACCCGUGGCACAUGUUCCACUCGUUCCCCUGCUACCUCGUGCUCAUGUCGACCUACAUCAACAUCCUGAUGGUCUACGCCUUCAACAACUGGCACGACGUUUCGUGGGGUACCAAGGGUUCGGACAAGGCCGAGGCGCUGCCCUCUGCCCAAGUCACCAAGGGCGAGAAGAACGAGGCCGUGGUGGAGGAGAUCGACCGGCCGCAGGAGGAUAUCGACAGCCAGUUCGAGCAGACUGUGCGCCGCGCUCUCGCGCCCUACCACGAGGAGAUCAAGCCGGAGCCCAAGGAUCUGGAGGACUCUUACAAGUCUUUCCGAACGUCCCUUGUCGUCUCUUGGCUCUUCUCCAACUGCCUGCUGGCCGUGGUCAUCACCAGCGAUAACUUCAACACCUUUGGCAUGGGCUCCAAUGCUUCCAGACGCCAGGCUUGGUUCUUCAAGUUCCUCCUCUUCGCCACCGCCUUCCUGUCUCUCAUCCGCUUCAUCGGCUUCCUCUGGUUCCUGGGUGUCUCGGGCCGUCUUGAAGAAACGUCGGGCGACUCGGUACAUUUUUGUUUUUACGAACGGGAGCCCCGCGCAGUCGGCAUCCGCGGGAGGGCAGAAAGCCGGGUUCAAGAUGUUGAAGAUUUGGUCCAUGGUAAGCCGGCGCCGAAGAAACGACGACGGGGCUCGCGGGCGCGCGCACACACACGGCGUCGCACGCAGGCUCCCCUUCCCCCCCCCGGAGAACACGAAGAAGAGAAGAAGGAGCAGCAGAAGGCUGAGAAUGCUGAGGGCGCUGCGGGCGGCAAGAAGAAGAAGGUGACGGCGGCGCAGCUGCGCGUUCAGAAAGACCUCUCAGAGCUGUCGCUGGGCUCGACGAUGAAGACCGAGUUCCCGGACCCCGACGACAUCCUCAACUUCAAGCUGAUCAUCGAGCCGGACGAGGGCAUGUACCGCGGCGGGCGCUUCGUGUUCAGCUUCAAGAUCAACCAGAACUUCCCGCACGACCCGCCCAAGGUCGAGUGCACGCAAAAGAUCUACCACCCCAACAUCGACCUGCAGGGCAAGGUGUGCCUCAACAUCCUGCGCGAGGACUGGAAGCCGGUGCUGAACCUGAACGCGGUUAUAGUGGGACUGCAGUUCCUCUUCCUCGAACCGAACGCGUCGGAUCCCCUGAACAAGGAGGCCGCGGAGGACCUGCGGGAGAACCGGGAGGUGUUCAAGCGGCACGUGCGCUCGUCGAUGGCCGGCGGCUCGGUCAGGGGCAACACCUACGAGAGGACGCUCAUCUAG